UUAGGGUACAGCAUGCAGCAAGUGCCCUCUCUUCAGAGCUUAAUGGCUGUUGAGGGAAAGAUAAAUUCAUUUAUCCAUUGCUUUGUGGAAACUUGGACAAUUGCCUCAUUGUAUGAUCUGGAAAGAGCAAUCUGUGAAAAUGAGGGCAUUGAACGAUUUGAAGAGCUUGCACUGGGCCCUUUUUUGCGACAUCCCCUUGUUACUCAAUACUUUUCCCUGAACAGUGAUGUGACUGAAGUGUUCAAGAUAACAAGUGGGCAGAUUGUAUGGUACCUUGGUAAAUUCUUAUCUGAACACAAUAGUAGAGAAGGUGUUGAGAUUGGGGACCUCCUCAGCUUUAUAGCCAAAGAAAAAUCAGUCUCAGAAGUGGAAAAGCUUGGAGUACGAAUUCAGAGCUUGGGGUGUCAUAUAUCGUUUAUCUUACAUGCAAAGCGAUCGGAAGCGACAUGCUUGAGGAGAUAUCUGAACUUAAGUUCUGAUGAUGAAGACGAUGAUGACUUGUUAAAUGAAUAUAAUAAACCCGAUGAUGAUUGUAAUCGAGACGAAAAAUCAGGCCAAGACAUGCUCGUUCAUGUGUCUGUAAGCUCACAGAGGUUUGAGAGCGAAAAUCUCACUCAUGCAGAAUGGCUUAAAAGAGACAUGGAAGAGCGGGACAAAUUUCUGAUGGAUCGAACCAAUUUCACAAAAAAAGGUAGAAAAAAGAAAGGUGCUAGACUGGUUCUGGAGACUAGUGCUAUGAGGAUUUUCAUGAAAGAUUGGAAGGAAGCCUGUCGAGCGUGCUCUCUUCCCAUGGUAAGUUCAUGGUUUUCAUUCCUUGACAUCAUUGAUGCCAUUAAGUAAUGAGGUCUCAUCUACAAUCCAUUCCUAGCUAUUUGGUGUUUGACUAUUGAGCAUCUCUUCAAAUGAACAAUGGUAAUAUUCAAUUGCUUCCACUAUGAAUUUUUUGGGUUGAAUUCAUACAACCACUCUACUAUUUUACAUUGAUAAUCCCU
Eucalyptus grandis is the source of this 992-nucleotide messenger RNA. Its product is annotated as protein NO VEIN-LIKE-like. Bases 13 to 840 code for a protein of 275 amino acids. NCBI's taxonomy places the organism in Eukaryota, Viridiplantae, Streptophyta, Magnoliopsida, Myrtales, Myrtaceae. The transcript has 3 exons. The record is from RefSeq and is a predicted model, not a curated record.